CUUCGCACUGCAUAGGAACCCCGCCCCUAGACUGUCGUCCCGCCUAUCCUGAGCCGCAUGCGCACAAAUCCCUCCCAUAGACCCGCCCACCCUGAUCCUCAACCUGGCCCCUGGCCUUUCCCGCGCGGUCGAAUCCAGUACACCGGCAUAUGAGUCCCACCCCCGAUCUCGUCCUCCGCCUAUCCCGCGCCUCUCCGCGCAGGAUCCCCGCCCCCCACUUCACCCGCAGCCUAUCACGCGCCGCGUCGCUUCCUCGGCCUCAAACCCGCUCACGCCCGCGGAUGGGCGCGCGGCUGUGACGUCACUGCGUCGUUGGUAAGGUGCUGGCGGCCGGGGAGCUGCGUAGCUCCCGGCCCCGAGGCAAUGCCCAAGCGGGGCUGCCCUUUCGCGGACGCGGCCCCGCUACAACUUAAAGUCCGCGUGGGCCAGAGGGAGGUGAGCCGCGGCGUGUGUGCCGAGCGCUACUCGCAGGAGGUCUUCGAGAAGACCAAGCGACUCCUCUUCCUCGGGGCCCAGGCCUACCUGGACCAUGUGUGGGAUGAAGGCUGUGCCGUCGUUCACCUGCCAGAGUCCCCAAAGCCUGGCCCUACAGGGGCGCCGAGGGCUGCACGUGGGCAGAUGCUGAUUGGACCAGAUGGCCGCCUGAUCAGGAGCCUUGGGCAGGCCUCCGAAGCUGACCCAUCCGGGAUAGUGUCCAUCGCCUGCUCCUCAUGUGUGCGAGCCGUAGAUGGGAAGGCCGUCUGCAGCCAGUGUGAGCGAGCCCUGUGCGGGCGGUGUGUGCGCACCUGCUGGGGCUGUGGCUCCGUGGCCUGUACCCUGUGUGGCCUCGUGGACUGCAGUGACAUGUAUGAGAAAAUGCUGUGCACCAGCUGCGCCAUGUUCGAGACCUGAGGCUGGCUCAAGCCGGCUGCCUUCACCGAGAGCCACGCCGUGCAUGGCAGCCUUCCCUGGAUGAGCGCUCGGUGUUCACACUGAACUGUGGGGUCAGUGGGAAGGCCUUUUACAUGUUCUAUUUUGUAUCCUAAUGACAGAAUGAAUAAACCUCUUUAUAUUUGCACAA
Messenger RNA from Chlorocebus sabaeus (green monkey), 1060 nucleotides. RefSeq names its product SIVA1 apoptosis inducing factor (gene SIVA1). The record is from RefSeq and is a predicted model, not a curated record. Gene Ontology annotation, molecular function: CD27 receptor binding. Lineage: Eukaryota; Metazoa; Chordata; Mammalia; Primates; Cercopithecidae. Gene Ontology annotation, biological process: extrinsic apoptotic signaling pathway.